CACCUCGUCGACAGCAAUCGUCUCGCUCUCCGUGCCACCUCGCGCACGCACACUCAGCUCACAACCGCAAUGGCAAGACCCGGCGCCACCCCACGCUACCCCCUCCUCGCCGUUCUCGUGUUCUGCGCUGCCUGUGCGUGCACGCCGGACGCACAUGCGGACGCGCCCCGUUCGUCGACCAUCUCCGCCUCACCGGAGCCGUCGCCGUACCCGCUGCUGCAGCCGCGCCACGGCAAUCGCCACGCGUGCGCUCCCGCCGGCGCUAUCGCUCUGCCCAACAUAAUGCUGCUGCUCCCAUCCCCGGGCCCCGGCAACGACGCGCUGGCACCGUCGGACGCGGCGGCCACCAUCCCGUCCAACCCGAGCCCGCCCAACCCCAACGCCGUCGAGCCCGACUCCGCGUUCGUCCCCUUAGGCCCUGCUGCACGUGCUGCCGUCGCUAGGAUGCAGUCCUCCACGCCAAUGCCGCCCGACGUGGCCUGGGCGGUGCUCCCGGCUGUGGGGCUCAUGGUCACCAUGUGGUUGGCGUAGCAGAUAGGACCGGCUGAGGGACAGCAGUACAACAGCAAUCCGUCAGGCAUCAGGCGUGCAGGCCUGCACGAGAAAGGAUGCCACUAGCUCGGUCGGCCGGUUGGGCUGGCUUUGCCUGCACUAUGCCAGCCCAACAGGUUAAAAAAUAUA
Molecule: messenger RNA, 681 nt
Organism: Triticum urartu
Lineage: Eukaryota; Viridiplantae; Streptophyta; Magnoliopsida; Poales; Poaceae
Source: RefSeq, a predicted model, not a curated record